AUGAAUCGAACAAAUAAUUUCAAUCGAGAAAAACCCGAAAAUUCAUCGAUGACAACUGUCAACAUUCUCGGCCGGUUGCGUAUGGCAAAAGAGCAAGUGCAACGUGUCAAAUUAAGUCUAACCAACGAUGGCAUGCUCGAACACGUCGAAACCUUGGCUAACGUCGGCAAAGAACUUGACGGAAUCUUUUAUAAUCUCGUCGAGAUACUUUCGGACGAUACUCGUCAAAGUGAAAUCAAUAUAACAUCAAAUGAUAAUGGAGAAAUUAGCAAAUGGUUAGAGCAAACCUUCUCGUCGAAACAACAACGAACAGUAACCACAAGCGGCCGUUUUGAAUCGAUUAAAGCGAUUAUUCAAGCAUCAUCAUUUGUCAAUGCCUUACAAAGACAAAUCCGACAGCAUACGAAAGAACGUCUCGAUGUCAUGUUGGAUUUACCUGUUGAUAUAAAUAAAUUAAAUCUCUGGUCAUUUAAUAUUCUUGAAUAUCCCGAACCAAUGCUCUACACGGUUUUGUUAAUAUUUGAUGCGCAUGAUAUCAUCUCGCGUUAUCGAAUCGAUAUUGAUAUUUUGAAAAACUUCGCACGAGCAUUGACAGACGGCUAUACAAAAUUUCGUCCACCGUAUCAUAACGAUUAUCAUGGAGCUGAUGUUCUUCAAACGGCACAUUGUUUAUUGAUCAAAAGCAGUCUAUUGCAUGUUUUUGCACAUACAGAGAUAACCGCAUUGUUAUUUGCUGCAGCAAUUCAUGAUUACGAACAUCCGGGUUUGAAUAAUAGUUAUUUAAUUCGAACAAGAAGUGAUCUCGCGUUGAUUUAUAAUGAUUCUAGUGUUUUAGAAAACCAUCAUUCCAGCGCAGUAUUCAAAUUGUUACGUGAAAAACGUUUUAACAUUUGGUCAAAUAUGAACGUCGAUGAAUACCGAACGUUUCGUUCUCUGGUCAUCUCACUUGUUCUGGCGACUGAUAUGGCUAAUCAUGCAUCACUUGUUGAACGUAUGUCUACAUACUUCUUCUUUAAAGAAACAAAUGCGACGACAACGGCAACCGAUUCGAAAACUUUAUUACAAACUUUAUUGCAUGCAGCUGAUAUAUCAAAUGCAGCAAAACCUUGGCCUAUUUACGUUCAAUCGGCAGAAAAGGUCAUGGAAGAGUUUUUUAUGCAAGGUGAUCUAGAAAAAAUCCAUUGUGAUGAUAACAAAUCAACAUUCGAUCGUGAAACGACUGACAUUGCUCAUUUACAGAUUGGAUUUAUCUCACAUAUUGUCUAUCCGACUUUUGAUGUUCUAUCCAAAGUGCUUCAAAUGGAUUCCCUUGAUGAUAAUUCGAAAUUAACAGCAGCAAAAUCAUCGAGUUCAUCUCCAUGGCAGUUUGAUUUACAAUUGAAUCUGGAAACAUGGCGAGAAGUAGUGAAAAAUGGCGACGUACAACGUGCUAUCGUGCAAAAAAAGCCAUUAAAAUUAAACUUUGAAUAUUUAGAAAUCUAUGUAGAAAAAGCAAAGAAUUAUCUAAAGAAACGUUCACAGCAAGAUGUUUUACUCAGUUGA
This is a messenger RNA of Adineta ricciae, 1542 nucleotides long. The record is from the annotation of a GenBank genome assembly. NCBI's taxonomy places the organism in Eukaryota, Metazoa, Rotifera, Eurotatoria, Adinetida, Adinetidae.